CUUAAAUUUGAUUGUACGAUUUUUACGUGUAACAGAGUAUUUCAGGUCACACGCAGAGUACUUCUUCCACCAGUGAGAUGACUCCAAUGGAACCGUAAACAUGCUGGUCAGCUCCCAAUCUACAAACAAAGGAACAAACCCAAUGGGUCUGCUCAGUAGGCUACAUCUUCACCCCACCCACCACAUGUUCAGGGAUCCGAAGCACCGCCUCUGAAACUGAUCCCUCUGAGUAAAAGAACUCUCAGCCUCAGAGAGUCGCAGCUAACUGGAAGCAAUUCCAUAAAUCCAGAGUCUGCGAGUCUCCACCCGAGAGGACUUCCAUUCAAGAGCAGCCUGCAGCAAAGAAACACCGUGCAACAGUCUCAUUUAAAAAAACAAAAACAUUUACGCAACAAAAAAAACGCUGCGUAAGUAAAACUGAAAUCAAACACGGCGGCAGCAAACCUUCUCUGGGAUCCCGACUCGAGUCUAGGAAAUAAAGCAAGAAGUAGAGAUUUCAGCUCGUCUGUUUUGGAAGGAAACAAAAUGUCUAAACCUAAUUACUCCGGCACAUUUCAUAUGGUGGAUCAGGUUAAUAUGGACAGCUACCUCGCAGCUUUAGAUAUUAAUUUUGCCCUGAGGAAGAUUGUGUGUCUGUUGAAGCCCUCCAAAGAGAUCAGCCACGACAUGGCCACAGGGGCCAUGAAGAUCCGCACUCUAACCACCUUCAAGAACUUCAACAUGGAUUUCACUAUCGGAGAAGAAUUCACUGAAGACCUGAGACCAGUGGACGGUCGUACCUGUCAGACUACAGUGAGCUGGGAAGGAGAUAACCUGGUUUGUGUACAGCGAGGCGAGAAAGAUGGACGAGGCUGGACACACUGGCUGGAGGGUGACAAGCUGCAUUUGGAGAUGAGAGUUCAGGGCAUCGUUGCCAAGCAAGUCUUCAAGAAGGCUGAUUGAAGUAACAGAAAAUAUGUUUUAGUGAAAUUAUUCUUAACAGAAUACAGUUAAAGGGAUACUUUGCCUAUGUUUAACCAGCUUUCUAUCAUAACAAUGUGGGUACUAUAUAAAUGAAGUGUUAUUAUGGAACCCACGCAACUUCUAGGCAAGACCCGCCCUUCAGUAGCAUUCACACGCUACUAUUGGCCAGGAGUCCAUGCUUACGCAAGGUAACUGAACCCGAUUUCUUCAGGUCCUAUACCCCUGAACAGUCAGCUAUUGUAACCUAAACUACUAGAGUUCAAUGCCUAAUCCCAACCAGUCGUGCUGCAUCGUGGGCGGGACUUGCCUAGAAGUUGCGUUGGAUCCAUAAUAACGCGUAAAUGAACUAUGGUAAACUUCCCCUCCAUCUUGCCAGCUCCCAGAUCUCCGUGCUCAUCUCCCAGCGAAACGGCAGCAAAUUAUGCGUUUUGCUGCCCCUCUCUCUAUAAACAUAUAUAUAAACAAAGUCAUCCAACCAGCUCACCUAGAUGUUUUUCAGAAGCAUCUUUUAGCUUACCGUUUAGCUGUAAUACGAGAUUGUUUGCUACCAGCCGGUCGCCAUAUUAUAUCUGUGAGGUGCUCGCGUUAGGCUCGUUCGAGAUGAGCCAGGCCUGAGCAGAAUCGAUCAACCCCAGUGUUCCCAGUGCAUGCCAGUUAGAUUUGUGUCCGACUUGAUCCCGACUUGCUCUGACGUCAUGCACACUUGGGCAUCAAGGCAGCCGCAGGUUUGAGACGCUGGCAGCGCAGUUGCUCUUCACCGAUUGCAAGACCCAGGCGGACCCAGGGCAUGCUGGGAAACGCCUGCCUCUCAGCUGAUCUAACAGCUGAUUGGUUCAGAAUCGACUCAACAUGAUAACAUUUUAUAUACAUUUUUUUUAUUGCUUUUGAAUUGGAGGGAUUUUAAUUGCUAUUUGUCUGAUUUAAAGGCUUAGUCUGUACAGAACACAUGUAGUGUGGCUGAUAGUUAAAUUUAUAAAUCAGAGAGAUUAAAUCCGUUCAAAUUACGGAUCAUCUACAGUCUGUUGUCAACAUCAGCAACAGAUCACAGGUAGAGCAUUUUAAUAACAACAACUGUAGACUUUGUACAAGCUGAUAUAUGGGUCUGAUAACAUUUUAUUACAUCGGAAUCAGAGCUAACAGGAUGUGAGUGUUUCUGUGACUUCCUGUUCAGCCUAAAGGCUGCUAGAAGCGGCUGGAAACUGUCCAACUUGACCGCAGCUUUUUGUCACCGCCCCCUGCUGCUGCCGCCUGCUCUCAUCUACUUUACAGGCGAGGCGCAGUUAAUCAAGAAUGAGCCUACUAUGUAACCCACCAGCAGGAGCCUUUAUUGUUUUGGUGAGGUGCAAUGCAUUUUGGUAGUUGUAGUUUUAUUUUUUAGAACAUUUUGAGCAAAGGGAAUACCACAGCCCCUUUUCUUAGUUUUCUCUGGUCUUGUAGCACCAAUUUAAAAACAGCCAAGUUUAAUGAAAAGGCCCUUUUUCCAUUGUCAAAAUACUUCUUUAAGGACUCGGUCAACAUCUGAAUCAUUUUUAUAGUUUUUUUAUUAUAAUCAACAUUAUUUUGAAAUAUCACAAUAAGACCUGUAAAAAUACAUCGUAAUUACCUCUGUCUAAUGGUACUAACUGAGAAUGGCUUGUGUAAACAUUCCCUACACACUUCCUCGUAUUGCACUAUCGAUCUUUACAAUGUUAUAAACAAAUUUUACAUCUGUCAGAAGUCA
Molecule: messenger RNA, 2683 nt
Organism: Perca flavescens (yellow perch)
Lineage: Eukaryota; Metazoa; Chordata; Actinopteri; Perciformes; Percidae
Gene: rbp5
Product: retinol binding protein 1a, cellular
Exons: 4
Coding region: 526-942 (138 amino acids)
Molecular function (GO): lipid binding
Source: RefSeq, a predicted model, not a curated record